GCGCGGGCGGCGCUGUUGGCGCUGGCCACCACCGCCGGGUUCGUGGCGCUGCCCUUCGUGCUGCUGGGCGGCGUCGCCGAGGACGACCGCCUCUUCGCCUUCAUCACCAAGGUGUGCCCGGCCAUCGUGACGCUGGCGGGUCUCGCGAGCGACUACCGGCCGCUGCUGGUGUUCGGCUUCAUCAUGUCGUGGCUGGCCGUGCUGCACUUCACCAACGUGGUAUCGGCCAUCAACUACAAGUUCGCCAUGUUCCAGUACAUCAUGCGCAAGCUGGUGGACCACUUGCUGGUGUUCGCCUUCAUCCUGACGGGCUUCAGCGUGGCCUUCUUCCUGCUGUACGGCGGCGACCCGGAAGCGCGCUUCCGCACGCUGUGGGAGGCCUCGCUCAGCACCACGCUCAUGCUGCUGCAGGGCGACCUCACGGGCACGCCGCUCUUCCGGGGCUCGGCCGGGCCCGGCGACGACCCGCCCGUGCUGCCGCCCGACAUCCUGGUGGCGGGCGGGCUGAUGCAGCAGCUGUUCGUGGUGAUCGCCGUGCUGGCGCUGCUCAACAUGUGGGUGGGGCUGGCGGUGCGCGGCGGGCGCGAGCUCGAGCGACAGGGCCACAUCCACUACUCGCGAAACCAGGUGCGCACGCUGGCGGUGCUGGACCGGCUGCUGGGGUGGGCGCAGGCCGUGUUCGGGUGCGCGCCGGCCGCCGCCGCCGCCGCGCCGCUCACGGGCCCUCGCGCGCUCUCCGACGCCGAACGCGCGCCGACCUGCUUCCGCCGCCCUGCGCGCCGCCGCGCUCCGGCCACGCCGGGCGCGCCCGCCGCCCGCGCCUCCGCUCACACCCGCGCCGCCGCCACCGCGCGCCUCCUCCUCGUCGUCCUCGGCCGCCGGCCUCUCCGAGCACGGAGGACGACUCGGCGCCGGGGCCCGCGGGGCGGGAGCGUGGCGCGGCUGCGGCGCCGUGCGCAGACUCGGCCGCCAGGGUGGACCGCUGCGGGCGACGGGGCAGCACCGCCUGCUGACGCGCAAAUGCGCCAUUGGCAUGUUGAUUUAGGUCCACAACUACCUGCUUGCAGUAUAUUCGGCAAGUCACCUGACGCUUUUAAGGUGAUUAAAAAACGCCUCAAUGAAUGGCGCGGGUCUUAUUAUUGUAAGAACUCUGAUGUUUUUCGAAAAAUUGCUCACUAG
Gryllus bimaculatus (two-spotted cricket) is the source of this 1179-nucleotide messenger RNA. The record is from the annotation of a GenBank genome assembly. Lineage: Eukaryota; Metazoa; Arthropoda; Insecta; Orthoptera; Gryllidae.